AUAUUCAAUAGCUUUGUAAAAGAAGCAAGCAUGGCAUUUUCUGCAUAAAGUAUGGAAGCCAUUGAAAAAAGACUCUCAACCCAUCAUCAUCGUCAUCAUCAUCAUUCAUCCAAAUCCAGAACCCAAUUGCCCAAAUAAAUCGUGGAAAAUCAUUGAUAGUGCAGAAAGAAGUGGAAUUCACCAUUACUGGCAAUUCCAAAAUUCAGUCCUUUCAUAUCCACAGAAAAAAAAAAAAAAAAAAAAAAGUUUCUCCCAAUUUUUAGAAACCCGUUUCAGUUUCAGUUUCCUUUAUUGGGUGUUGCAUCCGGGUUUGAUCGGAUCUCCUGCAAUGAAAUUUGGGUUUGGAACCUGAAUUGUUGAAGAAAUCUAAAUGGCGUUAGAAAAUUUUGUCGGUUUCAUUGUGGUUUAAUUGCUUUGGGCGUGGUGGGUUUUUUUUUUUUUGAUCCAAUAUUUAUGUUGAGGUCGGUUGAAUUGGAGAGAAAAGAUCUAUAUAGGGUUCUAAUCAAGGGAUGGUUCUUCUGGGUUUCUUGCCCAUGUACAGUUGAAUUUAGGGUUGGUAUUGAAAUCACAGGUCCAUUUGUUUGCUUUGGGAUUAGAGUUUGGUUGUUAAUCUGUACUCUGUGAAUUCUUAUUCAAGAUUUAGAGGGUUGUUUGAUCAACAUGGGAUCAGCUGCUUUCUUCCUCACAUGCAUUCUCCAUUCUGUGAUAGCUCUCACUUGUGGAGCUCUAAUGAUGUUCUACACAAACGAAAUCUUUGUGUUUGGGCAUGGCCCUGAGAUUGCCCGGAAGCUUCAGGGCUCCACACCCCAUGAUCAGCUCUUAAUCCGAACCUCGGAUUCAUUCUCUGGAUUGCUUUUAUUCGCCAUUGGGUUCCUCCUUUUCAUGGUGGCCUUUGUCAAGGACAGAGAGUUUCAGAGCUUCUUCGCCAAGGGCUGCGUCACUCUUCAUGUUUUCAUGGCUUUGUGGAGAAUUUACUUUGAGAGAAAGCUUGAAGAUCUGGCCUGGGACUGGCCAAAGCAGGUUGUGGGAGACAUUGUUCUGGCCCUUUCAUGGGUUUUCCUGGUUGUAUACUCUUGGAGGGAGAAGUAUGAUUAGGAUUUUGGAGGUGAGCUUCCAUUGAUAUGGAAAUAGAACUUAGAUGGUUGCUCAGUGGCUUGCUUCCUUGAUCCACCAAUACUGAAUAGAGUUGAAUUGAACAGGAACUACACAGAUUUCUCUGUUUGGGCAACUGGGUUUUUCCAAAAUUUUCUGGGUGACUGUUGAUUUUCUUGGAAAGUGGCAGUAGACGAUGAAUUGAAUGACGGGUCAGUUUGUUUUUUAUUGAAUUUGGUUGGGAAGUUGUGUUAGAUUGCUUUAUUCUAUGAGGUUUGCAGGAUGGUGCUUGAAAACAGGAGAUGAGUCUGUCUAUAGCUUGUUUUUGCCCCAGUUGGAUCUUUGUAAUUAGAAUUGUAAAUUUUCUUGAAAUAAUGAUGAAAAUUGUGAUUUCUUACUGUUA
This is a messenger RNA of Vitis riparia (riverbank grape), 1495 nucleotides long. RefSeq lists its product as uncharacterized. The transcript has a single exon. The record is from RefSeq and is a predicted model, not a curated record. Lineage: Eukaryota; Viridiplantae; Streptophyta; Magnoliopsida; Vitales; Vitaceae. The coding region runs from base 661 to 1095 and encodes 144 amino acids.